GAGUCUCCCGCCUGGUACACAGCAGACGAACCGCGUGGGGAGUCAUACUGCGCCCAGCGCACUGCGGCGAGCGAAUCUCUCGUUGAACAUCUCACUCUAUACAGUUAAUAGGAAACUAUCGUUUAUGCUUACUGAAUAUCUCAAGGGCAGUACUUGACGUUAAACACCUGGCAUUCUGUAUCUAGGCGUCAACAUAUUCAUGCACAACACCUCAGGGAAAACGUUAAAACACACAUUAAACGUUGAAAAUUUUCAGCUGACUCAUUGCAUAUUAUCCUGCAUCACAGCAUAUGGGCCACUGACCAAGUACUCGAGCUGGGUAGUUAGUUAACGAAGUUAACCUAACACUGUUCAUUUUAUAUUGGUCGCAUCGUGGAGACGGCACCACAUGGAACUACAUAAACACCCACUAGUAAAUACCUAGUUGAACGACUCCCGCAGUGCAGAUUGCCGAUAAAAAAUUUACAUAACUUAUUGUUUCAAACGGCAUAUUAAUAAAAUAACCAAGAACACACCAGACACACAACGACGCAGCCACAUAAAGAACACCGAAGAACACUAGUCUUUGUGGAUAAACAGGGCUGGGAAAUAUUACAUUGGUCCACAAGCGCCCUCAACCUACUUUAAAAAUUACGAGAGAUAUCCGCGAUAUCGAAGGACGCCCAAGAGGAGAGAGAUUUCCAAAAAGGCGAGGAUCCGCCCCCAUCCCCCCGUCUCCCCGGACUCUCUAGGGACGAACAAGGCAUCGAGAGGCUGCCAGAAGAGGAAGAAAAAUUUUCUUUUCAAGAGUGUAGUGGUUUUGAGAGGAGAAAGUGUGAUCGACCAAACUCAAUUCCUCUCUUGCUCCUUCACUUUCUACACGAGCUCCUGCUUCUUCUAAACUCCAAAAAAUGGAGAACCUGACUGAAGAGAAGAUGCAAGUGUUGAAGCGAACCUUCGCUAUGUUUGACCACGACAAGUCCGGCUUCGUUCCCACGGACAAAAUAGUGGCCAUCCUAAACACGCUCGACCUCAAGUACACUCACGAGGACGUCACUAAACGUAUCAAACGGGUUGAUGAGGGAAAGCUAGGCAAGGUCAACUUCGACAACUUCGUCAACAUCCUCAGCAAUUAUAUGAUUGACGACGAUGACGACGAUGAGGCCAUGUACGGGGAACUCAAGGAGGCCUUCAGGCUGUACGACAGGGAAGGUAAUGGUUAUAUCACCACCAGUACGCUGAAGGAGAUCCUCAAGGAGCUCGACAACAAACUCUCGGAAGAGGAUCUGAAUGGUAUUAUUGAAGAGAUUGAUGAAGAUGGAUCUGGUACUGUCGACUUCGAUGAGUUCAUGGAGAUGAUGACUGGUUAGUAAAGAUCUUCACCGCUCCGGCUUCCCCGUGACUUCGUCUCUUCCGUCUUCACCGGCGCAUCGUCUGGAUGCCUGCACACCCGCUCAAGGCCACCUUCAGGUCACAUGAAACGCAACUGCAAAUUCUCGCCAAUUUUCUCCAUUUUUUUUAUGUUUAUGGAGAAGCGCUAAACCCAUGGGGUCAUACAGCAGGAAAGGGAAUGGGAUGGGGGGAGGACAAUCAGAUUUGAUCGGUAAGAUGGAAGUGCCUCUAAUUCCAUGAAUUAAGAUUUUUUUUUACCAGUAUCAAGGCAUGACAACUUGCAUCUCUCCAAGACUGGGUUAUUUCCAGGUCUUCUGGUCAUUUCCACUGACUAAUUUUUUAUUGUCUACAGGUCGUUUCCUGGCUGCUUCCAGGUCACGUAUAGGUCAAUUCUAGGUUAUUCCCCCAGGUCCUCGUCUUGCUUUGAGAAGGGGUCCUCUAGGUUAUAUACAGCUUACAUCCAGGUCUUCACCAGUUCACUUAUGAGACACCUUUAUACCUGGCUGGUAUAUAUGUAUGUGACCUUAUUGCUUUCAGGUCACCUGUUAGUCAUAUACAUGUCAUUUCUGAGCCAAACCCUGAGUACCUGUCACACUGGUUGCAUCCUAGUCACUACCUCCUACACCUCUUCCUCCUCUCCUUCCUAUUCUUCCACAGCUUCAUCCUUCUCCACCUUCUCCUCACACAUUACCCUCUUCUCUUUCUCCCCGCCUCUAAUUAAGCAGCCUCUUCCUCCUCCACCUUUAAUUUUCCCCUUCCCCCUCAUCCCAAAUCAAAAUUUCUGUGGAAUAAGAUUUUUAAUCAAGUAAGACUGAAAGUCUGAAUAGUAAUUACAAAGAUAAACCUGAGAGCUGAAACUAGGUCUAAGUACGCUCUUUCGCAGUCAUCUGUGUGUGUGAGAGAGAGAGAAAGAGAGAGAGAGAGAGAGAGAGAGAGAGAGAGAGAGAGAGAGAGAGAGAGAGAGAGAGAGAGAGAGAGAGAGAGAGAGAGAGAGACAGACAGAGACAGACAGAGAGAGACAGAGAGAGAGAGACAGACAGACAGACAGACAGACAGACAGACAGACAGACAGAGACAGAGAGAGAAACAGGUUUACUUAAAUUUAUCGAUUAACUUACAAAGCAGUAAUCAAGUGUGCGGAGAGCGCUGCUUCGGGCAGCUGCUGAAUUUAAUGGCCUCUGAGUAGAGUGGCAGCUUUAAUGGCCGUUGAGCAGAGUGGCAGCUGCUGACCUUAAUGACCGCUGAGUAGAGUGGUAGCUGCUGACCUUAAUGGCCGCUGAGUAGAGUGGUAGCUGCUGACCUUAAUGGCAGAUGAGUAGAGUGGCAGCUGCUGACCUUUAUGACCGCUGAGUAGAGUGGCAGUUGCCGACUUUAAUGACCGCUGAGUUGAGUGGCAGCUGCUGACUUUAAUGACCGCUGAGUAGAGUGGCAGCUGCUGACUUUAAUGACCGCUGAGUAGAGUGGCAGCUGCUGACUUUAAUGACGUUUAUCUUUUGAUAAUAACAUACACUGUUUGACCCUUACGAGUUUAUCUCUUCCCUAUGAAUAAUAAAAAUAAUUAUAAUCCAUUUUGAGGUGUUUCUACCUUUUAAUGUAAUGUUAAAAAAGUACCUUUCUCUUCCCUUCCUCCAUUCUCCAUCCUCCAUCCUCCAUCCUCCGUCUCCCGUCCUCCAUCCUGCAUCCUCCGUCUCCUGUCCUCCAUCCUCCAUCCUCCGUCUCCCGUCCUCCAUCCUGCAUCUUUCGUCUCCCGCCCUCCACCCUGCAUCCUCCGUCUCCUGUCCUCCAUUCUGCAUCCUCCGUCUCCCGCCCUCCAUCCUGCAUCCCCCGUCUCCCGUCCUCCAUCCUGCAUCCUCCGUCUCCAGUCCUCCAUCCUCCGUCUCCCGUCCUCAUCCUCCUUUCUUAUCCCCCAGUCCCAUGUCCGUCCAUCGUAUUUCGUCCUUGGUCUUUCAUCUCUUAUCCUAUCCUCCGUCCUUCAUCCUUAUCCCCUUGUCCCUCAUCUCCCUGUUCCUCGUCAUCUCUGUCCCUAACCCUCCGUCCCUCAUCUCCUGUCCGUCAUCUCCCAUCCCUUCUUUCCCAUCCGUCCUUCCCCGUUCCUCAUCCUCCAUCCUUCAUCCCCCGUCCCGCAUCCAACUCAGAAAAAUCCAUUUGAACUUUCGUCAAUGGUUGGCAAUUUUCAUAUGCUCUGUCGUUUUUUUCUUUUAUUUAAAUUAAGAAAAACAGAAAUAUCUCCAUAUAUUUUUUACCACAUGUUUCAUUUCGUAUCAUUCAAUAAAGUGUUAUUAUUUGACUAGCAAAAAAAAAAAAAAAGAGAUUAAGGAUUAUUUCCUUUGUGUUCCGCUGUUGUGUUUAUCAGCUUCGAUAAAGCUGUGUAUGGUGUCAAAACACCGAAUGCUGAGCAAGUCGUCAAGAAAAACACACAAACAGUCAGUUACGUGUAAGCUUUACUGUUAACAUUUCGCCCACAAAGAGGCUUUCAUGAAUUUUUUCGACUCGAUAAAACCCAUGAGAAACAUAAAAACAAAUAUCUUAUACCUUUAUCUACCCAAGAGUUAUCCAUUACUUUAGAAGUUUCUCUCGUGACGGUGUUAAUGAAGUUUAAUAGGUGUUAUUUUUUUUAAUGGAUUCUGUUAAACUCCAUAAGACUUGAUAAACCUCAGUCUUAAGCGAAACUUUAUCUAAAAUAAAGUCUUGUUCUGCAUUAUGUUGCUCUGUACCCACUUGUGGACUUGUUGCCCAGGUCACCAGAGCUGUCUGUGGCCAGGAGAGUGAAACACACAUAGCGGUGACUGUUACACAAGAUUCCUCGCUAAUUAGAACUCCAUAAAAAUCUGCGGACUUCUCAAAUCCAGUUUCAGAAACGAAGGGUCGAACAGGCAACUUUGGGGGAUAGGAGGUAAUCAGAUUUGACCCAAGGUAACAAAACAUCUGAAGUUUCCUAGAUCAAUUGCCUUUCAACGGCAUCAAGUAGCAUCCCUAGGAGUCUUUUUUAUGGAAGAUACGUAAUGCCUAUCAAAAAAAAAAGACUGACACUGUUACAUGUGUUUCAUAAUUCAUUUUGUUGCCACUCACUGCAUUCUAUAUAAAGGCUUUUUAUCGUGUGUUUUCCUUCACCGGUUCCAAACAACCUGACUGAGGUCAUCCCGCACAAAAUCUCCUCCCUCCCUGCACACAAAAUUUCAUUUCAGUGAUUAACUCUGUGUCAUUCGAUAGGUUCCUCAUUUAGCAGUUACAAACACCUGCGUACAGAUGGUGCCACGAAACGACAGUAGGCAUGUCCCAUUGAUUCGUAAGUUUAAUAUGGUUUACCAUUAUGUUCUUAAGGCGGAGACGUAUCAUUGUAUCACAACCAUUCGGUAAUGUUUUAUACAUUGUUUAAUAAAUACAUUAUCGCAAUGACUUAAAUUUUAGGACACUAUAUUAACAAAUAAAUUGUUGUACGAGAAUGAUUGAGAAAUAAAAGAAUCUCCACUU
Cherax quadricarinatus is the source of this 4842-nucleotide messenger RNA. NCBI's taxonomy places the organism in Eukaryota, Metazoa, Arthropoda, Malacostraca, Decapoda, Parastacidae. The record is from RefSeq and is a predicted model, not a curated record.